UUUCUCUGACUGCAACAGAGUAAGAAGAAGAAGUGUCACGUUGCGGCGAAAACAGGUAUCGCUCAUCCAACUGCAGUCCCAAUCAAUAUUUGUUUACAGAUUAAGUGAGUGAGUGAAGGUAAAAUGGGGCGCUCAUCCAAAGACAAACGAGAUAUAUACUACAGGCUGGCGAAGGAGGAGGGCUGGAGAGCGAGAAGUGCCUUCAAACUCCUGCAGCUGGAUGAAGAGUUCAACCUGUUUAAAGGUGUUAGUCGUGCUGUGGACCUGUGUGCGGCACCUGGCAGCUGGAGUCAAGUUCUGAGCCGCAAACUCCGUGGAAAAGACAAGAGUGAAGAGGUCAAGAUUGUGGCAGUUGACCUGCAAGCAAUGGCCCCUUUGCCAGGUGUUACACAAAUUCAAGGAGACAUCACUAAGAUUUCUACAGCGCAGGAGAUUAUUCGACAUUUUGAAGGACAGUCUGCAGACUUGGUCGUAUGUGACGGCGCCCCUGAUGUUACAGGUCUUCAUGAUGUAGACGAGUACAUUCAGGCGCAGCUACUGCUGGCGGCUCUCAAUAUCACCACACAUGUUCUCAAACCAGGUGGCAACUUUGUUGCAAAAAUCUUCAGGGGAAAAGAUGUGACCCUGCUGUAUUCCCAGCUCAAGAUUUUUUUCAGCUCUGUAACCUGUGCCAAACCACGCAGCAGCCGAAACUCGAGCAUAGAGGCAUUUGUGGUGUGUCAGAAUUACUCUCCACCAGAAGGUUAUGUCCCCAACAUGUCCAACCCAUUACUUGAUCACUCUUAUGAUGUCGACUUUAACCAGCUAGAGGGGCCAAACCGAAUAAUAGUUCCUUUUCUUGCUUGUGGAGAUCUUAGUGCCUUUGAUUCAGACAGAACUUACCCGCUUCAGCUCGAUUCUAGUAAAGAGUACCAGUAUUUACCACCAACCCAACCUCCAAUUCGGCCUCCGUACCAGCAAGCCUGUCAGCUCCGCAAGAAUAACUUGUUAGCCAAAGAGGACUCACCUUCUGGCGCGCUUGAUGAUUCCCUGUCCGCUUUAGAUCUCAAGAGUACGGACACAAACACAGCCACACAAGGAACCACAGACUAAUAGACAUUACAGCUUCUGUUAAAAUCCUUUCAUUGUUUUAUCACGAUUGAUCAACAUUUAUUUUUAGAGUUUUUAGAUGCUCUCAGAAAAAAUGUGUUACGUCUUUGUGCCUUAUUUACACCUAAAAGGUUCAUAACAGUACCUUAAGGCUACAUACUAAUCCUUUGAGUUAUUAAUAUGCAACUUUUAGUGGUAAAUAAAAUGUAAAGUUGUCCCUUUUAAGGGUACUGUCCCAGGAACGGGCUGUGUACCAUAAAGGUACAAUUUCUGCACAUUUUUUGACAGAGUGGGUUGAUAAUAUAAGUUAUCUUUUAUGUAUUUAAUUGUUUCUGCAACUUUUAUUACACUCAGAAUUUGUAUUUGUAUAAGUCACAGAAACCACCUGACUGAAUUUAAACUUUUAACUGCAGCUCUACAUGUUAAUAAAACACAUAAAUUUACCAUGA
Messenger RNA from Labeo rohita (rohu), 1538 nucleotides. RefSeq names its product FtsJ RNA 2'-O-methyltransferase 1 (gene ftsj1). Gene Ontology annotation, molecular function: tRNA methyltransferase activity. The transcript is spliced from 11 exons. The record is from RefSeq and is a predicted model, not a curated record. Gene Ontology annotation, biological process: cytoplasmic translation; tRNA methylation. Gene Ontology annotation, cellular component: cytoplasm. NCBI's taxonomy places the organism in Eukaryota, Metazoa, Chordata, Actinopteri, Cypriniformes, Cyprinidae. Bases 124 to 1092 code for a protein of 322 amino acids.